AUGCUCCUAUCCAGGUUGGCUUUCAGUGAAGAUCACCACUGGCCUCCCAAGAUCACCACUGGUCUCCCAAGAUCACCACUGGUCUCCCAAGAUCACCACUGGCCUCCCAAGAUCACCACUGGUCUCCCAAGAUCACCACUGGCCUCCCAAGAUCACCACUGGCCUCCCAAGAUCACCACUGGUCUCCCAAGAUCACCACUGGCCUCCCAAGAUCACCACUGGCCUCCCAAGAUCACCACUGGUCUCCCAAGAUCACCACUGGUCUCCCAAGAUCACCACUGGUCUCCCAAGAUCACCACUGGUCUCCCAAGAUCACCACUGGUCUCCCAAGAUCACCACUGGCCUCCCAAGAUCACCACUGGUCUCCCAAGAUCACCACUGGUCUCCCAAGAUCCCCACUGGCCUCCCAAGAUCACCACUGGCCUCCCAAGAUCACCACUGGCCUCCCAAGAUCGCCACUGGUCUCCCAAGAUCGCCACUGGCCUCCCAAGAUCACCACUGGCCUCCCAAGAUCACCACUGGUCUCCCAAGAUCACCACUGGCCUCCCAAGAUCACCACUGGCCUCCCAAGUCAAACUGAUGUAA
This is a messenger RNA of Lineus longissimus, 585 nucleotides long. RefSeq lists its product as uncharacterized. The record is from RefSeq and is a predicted model, not a curated record. Bases 1 to 585 code for a protein of 194 amino acids. NCBI's taxonomy places the organism in Eukaryota, Metazoa, Nemertea, Pilidiophora, Heteronemertea, Lineidae. The transcript has a single exon.